AUGCCGGAGUUCCAGGAGGAGCAGCUGCGGACGAAGGCCAUGGGCGGUGAACUGCACGAGCAGGCGACGGCGCGGGUGAAGAAGCUGGCGAAGAAGAUUCUUUCUAUCUCGGCCAUCAUUGGAGUCCUGCAGAGCGUGUUGAGCCUGAUCCCGACGUACGUGUUCCCAGGUAUCUUUGCUCAGGACAAGCUUGUGGUUCAGGAGGUCAAGAACCAAGCCUUCAACCUCGCGCUCGCCAUCUUCCCGCACUGCAUCACCAUCGCGAUCGAGGCUCUUCUGCUCAACAGCAAGGACCUUGACUUCCUCGGCGGCGCCUACAUCGUCAAGAGCGUCUUGUGGACCGUCACCCUCAAGCACUUCGCCGACCAGCACGCGAAUCUCAACGUCCUCUGGAAGGGUAUGAUGGCUCUGCAAUACAUCAGAGCCCUUGUGUGGACUCUUCGGCUUAUUCUCUCCGGCAAGAAACUCGGCAUCCCAAUCUACUCGAGGAAGAGCAGGAAGCAACGAGUUCAGAUGUCCAAAGAGAGUCCAGUCUAG
Guillardia theta CCMP2712 is the source of this 537-nucleotide messenger RNA. RefSeq lists its product as hypothetical. The record is from RefSeq and is a predicted model, not a curated record. The coding region runs from base 1 to 537 and encodes 178 amino acids. The transcript is spliced from 7 exons. Lineage: Eukaryota; Cryptophyceae; Pyrenomonadales; Geminigeraceae.